This is a messenger RNA of Neopelma chrysocephalum (saffron-crested tyrant-manakin), 3410 nucleotides long. RefSeq names its product zinc finger protein 185 with LIM domain (gene ZNF185). The transcript has 31 exons. The coding region runs from base 175 to 2520 and encodes 781 amino acids. The record is from RefSeq and is a predicted model, not a curated record. Lineage: Eukaryota; Metazoa; Chordata; Aves; Passeriformes; Pipridae.
ACGGCCGCCCGCGCUGCCAGGGAGGAUCCGACAUUCCCGCUGCCAGCCGCGGGGAGCGAAACCGCCGGGAGAGAGCUCCGCAUCCCCCCUUUUGGGGAAAACCACACCUGAGGAGCGUCCGCAGGGGCUUGUUGGCUUCAAGCAGUCUGUGCAGGGGAAGGUGCUGCUGCGACCAUGAUGUCCCUGGGUGUCAGCAAAGGAGGGAUCAUCCCCCCCACGGACGAGGACCGGCGCAGGAUCAUUAAGCAGAUGAAGGUUCGCACCACCCUGAGAGGAGACAAGAGCUGGAUCCACCACCACAACUCGGACUCUGAGGAUGAGAAGAAGAGCAGCCCCCUGUCUGGCCGGGCUGGUGGGGGAUCCCCAGCCCCAAAACCUGCUGCUCCCCAGAACGACAGGUCACCUUCCUCCAAGCCCCAGUCCGGUUACCUUAUCAGGGGGGUGUUCACCAGGACCAUCGACAAGACCUCGGCCGUGCCAGAUUCCUCCUCUCCUAACCAAGCACAGAAAAACAAUUCCAUGAAGGGACAGAGCCCGGGCCGGUCCCCCUCUGGAUACAGGAUGACCACUGAGGACUACAAGAAACUAGCUCCUUAUAAUGUCAGGCAAAAAUCUGUGGAUGGGGGUGAGGAGGACGUGCCUUUUUCUCCGGAUGAACACAAAAAGAGGACUGAGGCUGCCAACAGUGUCCUGCGGCGCUCGGCCGGCCGGGAACGCGCCUACGUCCUGUCGGCGGCCAAGAAGAGCAACGGCAGCCCAACACAGGAAUUCCCACCCUUGUUUGCCAAGAGAAUUGAGAUAGAAGAGGAGGAAGGGCAGCAGAGGAGGAGUCCAACCGUGCCGGGUUCCCAACGGUUUGCACCGGAUGACAGCAGUGCUAACAGGGUAAGAAAAACCACCCCUGGAUCUUCCUGGGAUGAGCCAAAGGCAGCAGCAGCCUCUCCCUCCAGCCCCACAACAGACAGCGGGAGCCAAACAUCCACAUCCCCGAGGGAAACUUCAGGGAGAAGCUCCACUUCUGCUGGAAUCAGGAAUGGUGAGGACAGCCAGGCCCUGAACGGGAAAUCCUCCUGGGAGGCUGUGACACAGCAUGGGGACGGCGACAAAGCUCUGAAGGAAAAGCCUGAGCCCUUCCCAUGGGAUGAGGCCCCCAGAGCCACCGUGGCUUCCACGAAUGGAAGCUUCCCUGAGCACACAGAGGCCAACAAUGGGUUUUACCCACCCAAGUCCAGCUCCGAUUCCAGGGACAGACCUGGGGAUGCUGCGGAUGAGCUGCUCCAUCACUACGAGCCCUCUCCUGCCCUGGAUGUUGGAAGGUCUGUCCUGGGGUACGAGGAGAGGAGCAGCUCCACCAGUCCUGAGGGCCCAGCACAGCUCCAGCCCCACUGGAACAAGUUUUCAGGCUCAACCAACCUCACUGAGAGGGGCCAAGGACCUGCUGGCCAUGGUGCCCACCCAGAGCUGCCCAGGGCACAGGAACCCACGGCCCAUGAGCCCGGGGUGGUCGGGUCCCAGGACAGCACUGGUGGGAGCAGGGACAUGGAAAAGGGGAUGCCAUUCCAUGUGCAGAGUGAAGAAUUCAUGGAAAGAAGGUCCAGCUCUGGACCUGGAGGAAGCAGCAUCCCUGCUCCAGAGACCCCACAUGCCAACGAGUCCGAGCCACGCCGGGACAGGGUCACUGCGGCCCACGAGGAUCAAACCAUCCCCACCACAGAUGGUCCCCAGGACUGGAGGCACAGUGAGCCUGGCCCAGGGGCAGCCAGGUCUGACUUCAGCUCCAGAGAGAGUGUUCUCAGUGCCCAUGAGAGCCAGCACCCUGUGCCCCUGUACCAGGACCCCCAGCCCUUCUUUGGGACAGCUCCCAGCCACAGGAUCCCGGCCUACGUGGACAGCCAAGUGUUCAGCACCAGGAGGCCCACCCUGGAUCCUGAAGGGAGAGUUUCCGACGGGAGCAGCCGAUCCGAUGGUGCCAGGGGGCACGGGGAGUUCACCCCCCCGGCUGGGCGCCAUGACUCCCUUCCCAGAGAUCCCAGCAUGUCCAUGGCCCAGAGAAGCCACAGGGUGCCGUUCUACAUGGACAGCCUGAACUACAACAGCACCAGGCUCCUCUCCAGUUCCAGUGAGAGGCUCUCCAGCCCCGGGUUCCAUCCUGACUCCAGCGCUGCCGGGAGGGGGAUCCUCUUUGUGAAGGAGUACGUGAACACCGGCGGGUUUCCAGCCUCCCCACGCUAUGGAAGUGGCAGCCUUGUGGAUCUGACUGAUGUGGACAGAGCCAGCUACAGCCACCACAGUUACCUGUCCAGUACUCCCCUGCACAGGUCCAGUGACCCCGUGUGCAGUUACUGCAGCCGGGAGAUCCGAGACUGCCCCAAGAUCAUCAUAGAGCACCUGAACAUCCACUGCCACGAGUACUGCUUCAGGUGUGGAAUUUGCCACAAAGCAAUGGGAGAUCUUCUGGAUAAAAUAUUCAUCCACCGGGACAUUGUCCACUGCGACAAGUGCUACGAGAAACUCUUCUAGGGUUCUGCAGAGCUGGGAAGGCAGCCCCUGGAAGUCCACAGCAGCAUUGGAAUAUAGCUGGCAGCUCCUGACUGGCCAAGAUAGCAGAAUUCCUGCUCCUGCUUUCCUCCAGUUCUUUCCCCUCUCGCUCCUCCCUGGCCAUGAGUGAGUUUAGCACCCUGUCACUGUCACCUGCACUGAGAUGAUGAUGGGAAUGAGACAAGGCAGCCUCAUCCUCAAAGAUCAGGUUUCCCAAAGGUCUGGGAGUCAGGCAGAGCUCCUCAGAUUUAUGGGAGCUCAUUGCCAGGAGCCUUUCCUGGUUCUAUUUUUCCUUCUUUCCCAUGUGCAGCCGGGCUGUGGGAGCUGGCACAUGGGCACCGGGAGCCUUCAACACUAAAUUUGGAUUCUUGGGAAGGGUUUGAAUUUAGUUCUUAGCAAAAGCCUAUUUCUGCUUCUUUCACCCCCAAAUUCAGCCUAGGAAUAGCAUCUGCCUGAUUUCCGUUUGCUUUCCAUGGGAUUCCAGGAGCACUGGCAGACUGGCUCUACUCUAAUUGUGUGUCAGCUUUAAUUCCUUUUCUGCCUCCUCAAGUGCUGCCUGUUUGGGAAGAUAACACUGUCCCUCCCCUGCUCCUUUAACCCAGCUCUGAGGGCAGGUGUCUCACAUGCCAGAGAAGGGGCAUCUCCACUCCCUCUCCCAAAAAGAGUUCCACCGAAAUCUCAGUGUCCUCCCACACCCCUCCCAAGGCUUUGCCCAGUGCCCCUCAUCGCUGUGAAUUAUUUACAGCACAAAUGCUCAUCACAGAAUUGAACUUCCACUCACAGAAAUCAGAAUUGUGUCCUUUUAGCUCUUAAUUCAGAGGCUGGGAAUGCUGGAUGCCAAAUCCUGAAAGUCAGCCUCUGUGUCUUAAAAG